This is a messenger RNA of Caenorhabditis elegans, 1199 nucleotides long. RefSeq names its product Sidoreflexin (gene sfxn-1.5). Gene Ontology annotation, molecular function: monoatomic ion transmembrane transporter activity. NCBI's taxonomy places the organism in Eukaryota, Metazoa, Nematoda, Chromadorea, Rhabditida, Rhabditidae. Gene Ontology annotation, cellular component: mitochondrion; mitochondrial membrane; membrane. The transcript is spliced from 6 exons. Gene Ontology annotation, biological process: monoatomic ion transmembrane transport; transmembrane transport; monoatomic ion transport. The record is from RefSeq and is marked reviewed. Bases 5 to 979 code for a protein of 324 amino acids.
UGCUAUGUCGGAACUCGUCAAGACAUUGGUUCUUCGUCCGGAUAUCUCCAAGCCAAAAUGGGAUCAGUCAACAUUUGAAGGAAGAGCCAAGCAUUUCUUUGCCAUCACCAACCCGCUCAACCUUUUCCACGGCGAGAAGCAACUAGAUGAAUUCAAGAAGAUUGUGGAGGAUUACAGAAAAGGCUCUGUAUCUAAUGAUCUCACACUCAAUCAGCUAUGGAAGGCAAAGCACGUCGUUGAUUCUGCAUUCCACCCUUCUACUGGAGAGAAGAUGAUGAUGGUUGGUAGAAUGUCGGCUCAGGUUCCAAUGAAUAUGGCAAUCACCGGAGGAAUGCUCACUUUCUACAAGUCACCAAUGGCUGUCAUCUUCUGGCAAUGGUUGAAUCAGUCGUUCAACGCGGUUGUCAACUACACAAACCGGUCUGGUGACGGUGGAUCCGUCAGUCAGCUUCUCGUAUCGUACUGCGCGGCCACUGGAGGUGCUCUCACUGCUGCUCUUGGAUUGAACUCUCUUGUCAAGAAAGCACCACCACUUGUAGGACGUCUUGUGCCGUUCGUGGCUGUUUGUGUGGCCAAUUCCAUCAACAUUCCAAUGAUGAGAAGAGGAGAGCUUACUGAGGGAAUCGACAUUCUUGACGAGAACGGACAAGUCAUUGGCCAGUCCCCAGGUGUUGCUCAGUCAGCAAUUAGCCAGGUCGUAGUUUCUAGAAUUUUCAUGGCAGUCCCUUCAUUUGCUUUCAUUCCAGUCGUUGUGAAUGCCCUCGAGAAGCGGCCAUACUUCAAGGCCAACCCAAAGAUGUUCCUUCCUCUUCAAACCAUUCUUUGCGGUCUUGUUCUUUCUGUGUCGACGCCGGUCGGAUGUGCUUUGUUCCCGCAACUCACCCCAGUUUCGUUUGACCAAAUUGAGCCGGAGCUUGCGCAGAAAAUCAAGAACUUGCCAAAUCCGCCAAAACAACUAUACUGCAACAAGGGAUUGUAAAUAUUAAGCAACUACUAUUGUUUUCCAAUUUUAUAUAUUACCGCAUCCUGGAGUCAUCCGGUUUUCUCAAACUAUGUCGUACGUGUGUUUUUCUUAAGAAUGAAUUUGAAUAAAAAUAUGAAGAUAAAAAUGAAAAUUGUAAGAAAAAAAAAUUGUAUUCUAAGAUUGAGCAGGGGUCGAUAAGAAGUUUCAUUACUGAAAUAAAUAUGUUGUAAAUUUU